AUGCAAAAACUUCGAUAUAGUUGUUUUGGUCGGCACUUGGAAUCUACAAUUCAGCGACGUUUUAAUGUCGGCGGGUUGUCAAGUUGCUCAUCUAGCAUAACGGCGGCUAAUACGAAGUUUAUUGAAACUCCAAGGAUCAAUCCUGUUGGAAUCCAAUAUUUAUCAAAAUCUUUACACAAGCAGUUAUUUGGAAAUAGCUCGAGAAAUGAUGCAUUAGAUGAUAUAACUAAAAACACUUUGGUUACGUUAUCACAACAACAUCUUAGCCAAAAUGGUCUACUUGGAACUAAGACUACCAUAACAGAACCGAUUAGUUUUGACCUUCCUAAACUACAGGGCUCUUCUUUAGACGAGCACUUCCAAAAGAUAGGCCAAUUUGUAUCCGAUCCAUAUUUAUCUAUCUGCGAAAACAAGUUUACAAAAAUUAUAGAAAAGCCGAAAGAGUGGAUUUUGAAGCCAGGAUGGUAUCGGUAUGAGCCUGGGAAGGCGCCUAAGCCAGUACCCUAUCCUUUAGAGGACCUGAUAGUUUUUGAUGUUGAAUGUUUAUACAAAAUCUCACACUACCCGACCUUGGCGGUUGCACUGUCAGACAAGGCAUGGUAUUGUUGGUGUUCGCCUUACAUAUGUUCAAGUGAAGAUCCUACAUGUUUAAUACCAUUGAACACAUUGGAAAGACCGAUUGUUGCCAUAGGGCAUAAUGUUGGCUAUGAUAGAUCUAAAGUGUUAGAAGAAUACAAUUUCCAGUCCUCCAAGGCUUUUUUCAUGGAUACUAUGUCCCUUCACAUUGCAUCAUCUGGGAUGUGUUCGAGACAAAAACCGCGGUAUUUACAGAUACAAAAGGAGGCAGAGAUUCUUGGUCUUUACGGUAAUGAGUUAAUUGACUAUAAUGAAAGGGAUUCGUUUGAUGACAAAUGGGCUACAAUCUCAGCAACGAAUUCAUUGAAGGAUGUAGCUAAGUUGCAUUGUAAUAUUAAAUUGGACAAAAAAAUGCGGGAGGCAUUUGAUACAGAAGAUAAGUAUGACAUUAUAAAUUCAUUUCAAGAAUUGGUCAACUAUUGUGCAAAGGACGUAGAAGUCACGAGCAAAGUUUUUGACAAGGUAUUCCCCCUCUUCAGAGAGAAAUGUCCUCAUCCGAUUUCCUUCGGAGCAUUGAGGUUCUUGGGAAGUUGUAUGCUACCUGUGAAACCUGAUAAUUGGAAAAGAUACAUAGAAACUGCAGAGGGCAUAUACCAGAAGGGCAAAAAGGAGAUAGAGGAUAAAAUUGUAGAAAUUGUUGAAACUGUCGUUAAGUUGAAGGAUGAUCCCGCUAAGGUGAAUGAAGAUCCGUGGUAUCGACAAUUGGACUGGAACACAAAGCCGUUGAGACUUACCAAGAAAGGCGUCCCAAUGAAGAAUCAAAAACUACCAGGUUAUCCUGAGUGGUAUAAAUCAAUGUUUAAAAGUGCACGUGAAUCCCGACCAACUGUCUCAAUACGAGGGCGUAUAACGCCUCUGCUUUUUAAGUUGACAUGGGAAGGUUUUCCAGUUCUUUGGGUGGACGGUUCAGGUUGGUGCUUUGAAGUUCCCCAAGCCCAGGUACCCUAUUUUCAACAAAAAAACUACUUAAUUGCAGAAACUGAGGUUAUUGCAACACCUGGUCACACCAUUUUCAGGAUUCCUCAUCCAAAUGGGCCGGAAUUGAAUUGUACUAAUUUGUUAACUAAACCCUUUAUGCAUUAUAUGGCGAAAGGAAUUUUACAAUCGCAAUAUGGUUUGGCACGAGAAGCUUUGGAAAUUAACUCGUCCGGUGCAUACUGGACGGCUGCUAGGGAAAGAAUAAUUUCUCAGCAUGUCGUUUCAAAGAAAUCAUUCCCAGACCAACUGCGUUCCUUGGACGGUAAGCCGUUUAACUCUUCAAAUGUAGGAGCCAUUCUUCCUAAAAUCAUCCCAAUGGGUACAAUAACAAGAAGAGCAGUUGAAAGUACAUGGCUAACGGCAUCAAAUGCUAAAAAAAAUAGGAUUGGAUCUGAGCUGAAAGCCAAUAUAAUUGCACCAGAUGGUUAUAGCUUUGUGGGAGCCGAUGUGGACAGUGAAGAACUAUGGAUUGCUUCUCUUGUAGGAGACUCGGUCUUCAAAUUGCAUGGAGGCACUGCGAUUGGAUGGAUGUGUCUUGAAGGAACAAAGUCUGAAGGUACUGAUAUGCAUACUAAAACGGCUAAUAUUUUAGGUUGCUCUCGUAACGAAGCAAAAAUCUUCAAUUACGGUAGAAUUUAUGGUGCCGGUGUGCGAUUCGCUUCUCAGUUGUUGAAACAGUUUAUUCCUACAUUGACAGAAGAACAAGCGAAAACUACUGCUAGAAAACUAUAUGCAAAUACCAAAGGUCAAACUCUCAGGUCAGAGUUAUUUAAAAAAUUUUGGUUUGGUGGAUCUGAAUCUGUAGUGUUUAACAAACUGGAACAUAUUGCCGAGCAGGAUGAUCCAAGGACACCUGUCCUUGCUGCUGGUAUAACUGUAUCCCUCAUGAAAUCCAACUUAGGUAAGGAUACGUUCCUGCCUUCAAGAAUAAACUGGACAGUUCAAUCUUCUGGUGUGGACUAUCUGCAUUUGUUAAUCUGUUCGAUGAAUUAUCUCAUAGAGAGGUAUAGAAUUAAUGCUCGUUUCUGUAUAUCAAUCCAUGAUGAAGUCAGAUAUAUGGUAGCAGAUAAGGAUAAAUAUCGGGCAGCUAUGGCCUUGCAGAUAUCAAACUUAUGGACCAGAGCUAUAUUUUGUGAACAGAUGGGUAUUCACGAUCUUCCGCAAAAUUGCGCAUUCUUUUCAGCAGUAGAUAUUGACAAAGUAAUGAGAAAAGAGGUUGAUAUGGAUUGCGUUACGCCAUCUAACGCCGAAGCUAUUCCUCACGGCGAAACAGUUAAUAUCAAUGAUCUAUUAAAUAUGGGCACUAACCUUUUGGGAGAUCAUGAUAACUCCGUUAACAUUGAGAAGUAUUCGUACCAGCCAAGACAGACGGUCCUAUCAUAUUAUAACAGCAACUACUCAGAUGAAUUUCUCAAAUUCUUCUUGCAAAUGCAACUACAAACUUCCAGGUCGACGGUCAUAGAGCUACAAAACCAAUACUACCAAAACGUACACAAGAAAAAACUGAACCCAGUUCCAAGUGAGAAACUAACUUAUGCACAAUUUAGCGUUGUUAAUGAGAAGGUGAACGCUAAAGCCACCAAAAAAAUUGAUAUGUACGGAAAUUUAGAAUGGGAAGACCAUUAUAUUACAAUGGAAGCGGACUCCCAAAUGGCCAUAAAAGAAAGUUGA
Eremothecium sinecaudum is the source of this 3285-nucleotide messenger RNA. It is a transcript of the gene MIP1, whose product is annotated as DNA-directed DNA polymerase gamma MIP1. Gene Ontology annotation, molecular function: DNA-directed DNA polymerase activity; DNA binding; 3'-5' exonuclease activity. Gene Ontology annotation, cellular component: gamma DNA polymerase complex; mitochondrion. Lineage: Eukaryota; Fungi; Ascomycota; Saccharomycetes; Saccharomycetales; Saccharomycetaceae. The coding region runs from base 1 to 3285 and encodes 1094 amino acids. Gene Ontology annotation, biological process: mitochondrial DNA replication. The transcript has a single exon. The record is from RefSeq and is a predicted model, not a curated record.